Cladophialophora carrionii CBS 160.54 is the source of this 1317-nucleotide messenger RNA. RefSeq lists its product as uncharacterized. The transcript has a single exon. Bases 1 to 1317 code for a protein of 438 amino acids. The record is from RefSeq and is a predicted model, not a curated record. NCBI's taxonomy places the organism in Eukaryota, Fungi, Ascomycota, Eurotiomycetes, Chaetothyriales, Herpotrichiellaceae.
AUGGUCGUUGACGAAGACGUAGAUGAGGAGCUCGCAGUUAGCCCAAUUGAAGUGACAGAGGCAGUAGGAAUGAGAUGGCUAGAAGUACUAAUAGCUGUCACGGAAGAAAUGCUCGACAUCGUCGAGGCUGGCGGGCCGUUUGGACCAGCACCCAGGCUAAGAGAGCUGCUCUGUAUUGUGAAUCCAAGAGACGCCGAGCUUGAACUUGUUCCUGAUGGUGUCCUUGACAAGCUGUUCGAAGGCGCUGAGGUGGUUAAACUGGUAGAAGUUGGAAAACCCAAAAUAGGCCCACCGGUAGAGCCACUGCCGCUCCUAGAGCUUAGAAUGUCAGACGCGCUUGUUGAUACAGCCAACAAGCCACAAGUUACAUCUUCGCGGGAGGUCAAAGACAAGGACGAUGCGGUCUCGGUAUUUGUUGUUUCGGAAGAUGAGCUUGUAGCACUGACCACGGUUGUGGUUGAUGGGGGAAUAGGGCUGCCAGCAGAGGUGAAGGAACAACUAAUCGGCAUGGAGGAGGUACUCAUUAUCAAUAUUGUACCGCCGCUUGUGGUUGACUCAGGUUCAAGGCCUCCAGUGACGCUCGAGCUUCCGGCCAAAGUCGUGGACGUUUGGAUGCUUGCUCUACUCGAGACGCCUGCUGAGCUUGUUGACUCGGCGAUAGGGCCGCCAGUUACACUUGAAGAACUAGUUGCACUCAACGUGGACGUGCUCGCGCCACUUGAAUUGACGGGACCAGACGCCGAAGUUGAUGCUAAAGCGGUGGAAGGGCCAGACGAACUCGACGUUGGAAAUGAGUUUGGUCCGGAAGUAGAUGUCGACUCACCGCUUGGUGUGCUCGAAGUUGGCACAGGAGAUGGACUACCAGUAUGGUUUAGGCUGGAAGUCGAGAUCGUUGUAAAGCCAGUUAUAGGGUUUUUGGAAAUGCUCGAACUUGAAAGGGAGGUACCAGAAGCACUUAAAGUUGAACUAGGAUUGGGACCAUCUGAUGCGUUUGAACUGGCCAUUGACGGAGAUUUGGUAGUGGAGCCUAGGGAGAGAAUUGCACUUGGGGUUGAUGUCGAGCCGGGAUUCGGUCCGCCUGCAUUGCUUGAGGUUGUCGAGGUGGUGGUUAAGGUGCUUCUGGCGGAUGAGUUCUGGAGGCUCCUUGUGGCAGUGGUUGAUGCAGGUACGGAAGUAUCACCAGUGGCAGUCGUGGUAGAGAGGCUCGUUGAGGUCAACUUAGUGCCUGUUUGGCCAUUGCCUAGACCAUAUGUUGUACUAGAACGCAGUGUGGAUGUCACAAUGAUCUUGCUUGUCAUCUCCCGGUCCUGCGAGUAA